AUGGCUCUACUCGAGAAAGAACAGGAAGAAAACCCCGCUACUGAAGGGGCUCCCCAGGCAGACGUCUCACCUCCAAGUUGUGCCCAUAAAGACAUACUGCUGGGGUUGGUAAUGAAGGCCUUGGAGGAGGUUUCCGCCUUGCCACCCAUCGGUUCAAUCCUCUCGGGAGACGACCGCGAUCCUGCCAAAUUACUUCGUUUCAUUAGAGACCAGGUUGAUUGCCAAUAUUCUCUUGUUGACCUCAAGCACCUCGUGGACAAUAGCCUUUUCCUAAGCCCAAUAUUUCGGUGUAGCAUACCAGUGGUGGAAUUGAGCAAGAUGAAUGUGGAUGACAUCUGUUUACUCCUGUCUGCCAUUUCUGACCUACCGUCAAGUAAUUGCUCCUCUUAUCAAACACAAGUCCGUCGUCAAAACAUAAACGGUCAAGUGUUGUCAGUUUGUGAUCUUGCUAAGCUUCGUACUGAAUUACAAAUGAGUUUUGGAGAUUGGCAACUUUUUAACACCUUUAUCACUUACCUUCGAAAUGUUGAAGCAAGUCUUGCUGAUCGCUCACGAAAUAGUCAAACAGCCAGUUUUGUAGGUGAUGUAAAGUCGCCGCAUGGAUCACUGGCGGUCUCCUCACCCUAUCCCUAUUCACAAGUUCUUGUCUCCCCUUCUCCAUUUGUCUUUUGCAAUGACCAAUCUCAGGCACGAGGCAAGAAUACGUUCGAUGUUCCUGUGUUGGUUCAACAGGUGCCUGUUGAGAGCAAUGUAGCCAACAUACGUCAAAAUACAGAUCGUACAACCAGCGACUUCUCCUUUGGCAGUGGAACCGAUGAACUCGAAUUGGCCUGGCGUCGUGAUGCUAAACCGGAUUCACUGAAUGGAAAUUCAAAACACCAACACAUCAGUAAGGAGUUGCUGUCACGACAAGGCAAUGCCAUUUGGAUGGAGUCGCUUGAUCGACUCAGUAAAUCCACCCACGAUCUUCGAUCUGCAAACACGUCUAGACGAUCUCAAGGCCGUCAUAUGACGUCCAAAAGUGGUGAAAGACGUCCUGAACGGAGUGUACGAAAGUCAGAACGGCAAAUACCAACAUCACUGUUUCAUUCUGCAUCCAGUGCACCAGAUCAUUUGGUUCAAAUGGUUCCUGCAUACAUCUCGAGAGCUCCAGAUUCCAGUGGUGUCAUUCCUGUGUGGUAUCCCACACUUCCAUGUGUGGGUGAGGCUAACAAACUCCACCAACCUCCAAAACCCAAUGAAGACUACUCCUCUGAAUCGUCCAGUGUCUCCAUGGACGGAACGUAUGAUUUUCCCAGUGAAUAUUCAAGUGGUGAUCGUCAUAGUCAACAACGACAUGCGUACCGUCGACAGUGUCCAGCCAACUGUCCUCACAGCCAUAGAGAGCGUAGACGAAGAGGAAAGUCAUUGCGAUCCAGUAGAUCAACCAAUCGCACUGUACACCGUACUUCAAGUCGCAAGAGCUCUAUGGGACGGUGUAGUCAAAAGAGUGCUGAGGGUUGCACUUGUGAUUACUUUCUCUAUGAGGAAGGUCAAUCGGGUCGAAGUAGUACUGCUGUCAAUCCUUGGACAACACGAUCCCCUCGAAAAAUCUCCUCCCCCGAUCUUUCCGAUAUUGAAGCCAUGACAAGUAGUUAG
Molecule: messenger RNA, 1638 nt
Organism: Hydatigera taeniaeformis
Lineage: Eukaryota; Metazoa; Platyhelminthes; Cestoda; Cyclophyllidea; Taeniidae
Source: the annotation of a GenBank genome assembly